AUGGAGUCAAACAGGAAAGUAUUAAAUUCAAUUGUUAAGACCGUUUUGCUAUGUGGGAGACAGAACAUGGCCCUAAGAGAUGACCAUGACGAUGCAAAACACUUAAAAGCUAACAAAAAUACUGGUAACUUCCAGGCACUGGACUUUAGGGUAGAAUGUGGAGAUUCUGUGCUUAAGGAACACUUUAAAACUACCCCACGAAACAUGGUGGGGAAAGGUGUGGGACCACGGAUCCAGUACGAGUAUCCGAAGGCACUGUCAUUCUGGUGUUCAUCACAUCUUCUUAACUUAUGCAUCGUGGCUGCCUGUGACGUUAAAGAAGUGAGAAACAUGAUGGGCAUUGCAGAUAAGUGUGUUCGCUUCUUCAACGACUCUUCCAAGAAACAGACGUUUCUCAAGAACGAGAUAAAUACUAUUCGAGAAGAGAAGCAGGCCAAAUCGAAGGCGCUGUGUCGCACUCGUUGGGUUCAGCGUCACGACGCGUUCAAGGUGUUCGUCGACUUCUAUCCAGCUAUUGUCGGCGCCCUCCAAGCAAUUCUGGACGUGGAGAAACGACCAGACGCUAUUGCAGACACAAAUGGCAUACUUCACGCGAUCACCAACUUCCAGCCCUCAGCACCUCACUUCAAGGUAAAACAGCUCAGAGCAAGAGCACUAGACGUUGUUGAAGCCUUAAAGGUUGUAAGAGACGUAAUCCAGAACAAGCGGACCAACGUGGAAGUUUUCCACACCACGGUAUUCACAGAGGCAGAUGACCUAGCUGCCAAAGUCGGUGUGGAGCCUGUCGUUCAAAGACGCUGUGGACGGCAAACUACUCGUAAUAACACGUCAGCAGACACUCCGGAAGACUACUACAAGCGGGCGAUAACAAUACCAUUUCUCGACCAUUUGUUACAGCAGUUCUCACAGCGUUUCACAGGUCUUCAGGAACGCGCUGCGAUGGCUCUGCUACUGAUUCCUCCAGUGAGGCCAGACCUAGAUGCAGCAGACCUUGACUUCUUCUUUGAUGACCUGCCCUCUCCAUUCACUCUACAGGCUGAUCUUGAGUGCUGGAGGAGAACGUGGAGCGGCAUAGGAAUUAGAGAUUCACCGAGUCUUGGUGAAGCAUUGGCUGCGUGCAACAAAAACAUGUAUCCAAAUAUAAAUGUCAUAUUACGGAUCUCCGCAACAUUUCCUGUAACCAGCUUCCAGUGUGAGCGAUCGAUCGAUCUCUACUCUGGGGAUUGUCAAAACUGCAUCAAGGUCUACAAUUAUACAGUCAAGACUCACGGAUUUGUGCCUUAUGUCGGUCCACCGUGA
Molecule: messenger RNA, 1299 nt
Organism: Mercenaria mercenaria
Lineage: Eukaryota; Metazoa; Mollusca; Bivalvia; Venerida; Veneridae
Product: 52 kDa repressor of the inhibitor of the protein kinase-like
Exons: 4
Coding region: 1-1299 (432 amino acids)
Source: RefSeq, a predicted model, not a curated record